Molecule: messenger RNA, 1139 nt
Organism: Abrus precatorius (Indian licorice)
Lineage: Eukaryota; Viridiplantae; Streptophyta; Magnoliopsida; Fabales; Fabaceae
Exons: 2
Coding region: 117-866 (249 amino acids)
Cellular component (GO): chloroplast thylakoid membrane
Source: RefSeq, a predicted model, not a curated record
GCGCUAUGUGGCGUGUGUGAAUAGCAGCAAUUUCAGUUCUGAAUAAAAAAUCAAGUGGGAAGUGGAAGACCACUUUUUGUGGCUAUCCAUGGUUGGGUUUUGAAGGAUACAAGAAGAUGGCUAUAUCUAUAAACCCCAUCAUUAGCUUCAGCUCAACGAAGUUGGAAACAAAGUAUCAGGAUGUAUCAAGAUAUUCUGUUGGAGCUUCUUUACCAAAGGCCACUCAGUUUACACCCUUCUUGGUAAUGCCUAAAUCAAGAAUGCUUGUCAAGGAAAAAAGAUUUGGUCAUUGUUUUUCAGUGGCAGAUAGUGAUCAGCUUGCAGCAAACAACAGUAGUAAGGAUUUUGGCAAUGCUGAAAAUUCACCAGCCAAUGAUCAGUUAGCAUCCACAAAUCCUCCAGAUGAAAAUUCCCAGUUGCAAGCUAAAGUUAAUGCCACCGAAUCAGAAUCUCAAACAUCAGAGAAUUCCAAUGGUUCAAUUAACCAAGAUCAAGGGUCAGAAGCAUCUCCUAAUUCACAAUCUGCAACCAAACGGCCUUCCCUGGCUGCAAGAGAGAAGCUAAGGGCAGCUCGAGUCCUUAGCCGAUAUGCGCAACCAAAAGCAUCUAAACAAGACAUGAGCAGCAGAGUGUUGGAAGCUUUAAAAGAAGGUGACAAAGGGAAGAAAAAAUCUGGUCUUCCUGAAGCCCCUACCAAUUUGUUUGAUGAUAGCAAAAGAGGGAUUUCGGAGGGCUUUACUUUCCAAUUUCCCGGAGGUUCUGAUGUGUUCAUCAUUGUCUUCUCAUUUGUUUUUAUCAGUACAGUGAUGUUUGCAACAACUUACAUUGUGUGGAAACUUGGUGCAAUCCAUUUUAAUGAGUACUAAGAUAAGGUGUUUAGAGUUCAUAAAUAUAGAUAGCUCAUUUAUAUAUUUAGGCAAGCUGUAGCUUCUUCAAACUUCAUGAACUGAUGAUGUUUAAUGAUCAGUUUUCACAUUUUAGGUGCUGAGAUCCUGUUUCUCUUUUUAUUAUUUUCAAUUGUUGUUAUUGCUAUUUUAUAAGCUGAGAGAUAUUUAAUUCGGAGAAGAUGUAGAAUACAACAUAUAAGGUCCCUCUUGAGGCUCCUUUUUUUUUUUUAAUUGUUUUUUAUUGAUUCUGCU